Messenger RNA from Saccharomycopsis crataegensis, 1020 nucleotides. It is a transcript of the gene SCD6, whose product is annotated as Scd6p. Gene Ontology annotation, molecular function: mRNA binding. Gene Ontology annotation, biological process: P-body assembly; cytoplasmic stress granule assembly. The coding region runs from base 1 to 1020 and encodes 339 amino acids. Lineage: Eukaryota; Fungi; Ascomycota; Saccharomycetes; Ascoideales; Saccharomycopsidaceae. The record is from RefSeq and is a predicted model, not a curated record. The transcript is spliced from 2 exons. Gene Ontology annotation, cellular component: P-body.
AUGUCGCAAUAUAUUGGAAAGACCAUCUCCUUGAUCUCCAACAAGGGCAUUCGUUAUGUUGGGAUCUUAGAUAACAUCAAUGGUGAAGAAGCUACUGUUGCUUUGAAACAAGUCAGACCUCUUGGUACGGAAGGUAGAGCAGAAAAUCCAGCUUUGGAAAUCCCUGCAAGUAAUGAUGUCUAUGAGUACGUUGUAUUCAGAGGGUCCGAUGUCAAGGAUUUGUCAGUGUUAGACGUUCCUCCAAGUCAAGUUCAACCACAAGUCGCAGCUCCUCCCCCUCCUCCUCCUCCUCCUCCAAUGCCACAACAACAACCAGGAUACUAUGGAUACCCACCUCAACAGCCACCACAGGCCUACGGAUCGAUGCCACCUCAACAACAGGCACCUCAAGGUUUCUCUCACCCACCAACUCAGGCCCCAGCCGUCGCCACUCCUGUUAGUCAACCAGCUGCUCAAGCUUCAGCUGAAUCUUAUGAAAAGUCGGAGCAAACUGAAACUGCUCCACAGGUAUCCGAAACCACUGAACCUGCUCAUGUUCCAUCUGCUGCUCCAGCUUCUGCUGCUGCAAUUUCUGAUGCUGCAAAGGUACAACGCCGUCAACGUGGUGUCGAAAUUCCAAACUCCGAUUUUGAUUUCGCUUCAAACAAUGCCAAAUUUGCCAAAGAUGAUGGUACUGAAAAGCCUGCAGAAAACUUUUACAACAAGAAAUCUUCCUUCUUCGACACUAUCUCGUCCUCGACCGACAAAACAACUGAUGAGCCAGUGAGAUAUAACGACAUGGAAACUUUUGGUGAAACCAGAAGAUUCAACAAUAGAGGUAGAGGCAGAGGCAGAGGUAGAGGCGGUAGAGGUAGAGGUAGAGGCGGUUAUUACAACAAUAAUAACAACAACAGCAGCAACAGCAACAGCAACUACAACAACAGCAACUACAACAACAGCAACUACAACAACAGACGUUAUAACAAUAACAAUAAUAAUAACAAUAAUCAUCAACAAAGAGAAGAACAACCACAAUGGUGA